Messenger RNA from Teleopsis dalmanni, 3279 nucleotides. RefSeq lists its product as uncharacterized. Gene Ontology annotation, biological process: chromatin remodeling; regulation of transcription by RNA polymerase II. The transcript is spliced from 6 exons. The coding region runs from base 67 to 3162 and encodes 1031 amino acids. NCBI's taxonomy places the organism in Eukaryota, Metazoa, Arthropoda, Insecta, Diptera, Diopsidae. Gene Ontology annotation, molecular function: RNA polymerase II cis-regulatory region sequence-specific DNA binding; DNA-binding transcription factor activity, RNA polymerase II-specific. The record is from RefSeq and is a predicted model, not a curated record.
UGCGGUAGUCAAUAUUAAUUAAAACUGAAAUAAUUCAAUUAAAAAUUUAACUGAACGCAGGCUACCAUGGAUUUCCAAAGUGCUAUGGAAACUUUUGCAGAAGCUUGGGUAGCUGCUAAUGCUGGACAACAGAGCCAGGCUUUGGCCUUAACACGUGCUGCAAAUGCCGCCGCUGCUGCUGUAGCUGCAAAUGUGAAAUCACCGACGGGUAGCAUCACAGAUAUUGCUGUUAAGAAAGAGCACUCAUUAUCGCCAAGCAAUAAUAUAAAUAAUAAUGCACAAAGUUCCUCAACGGGUGGUGGUGAAGAUACCCCAACACAUCAUCGACGCACUUCACUGCAAGGCGUACAAGAUAAACUGUCACAAUUACAGAUGCAACAACAUAAUCAACAACAGCAGCAGCAACAACAACAACAACAACAACAGCAAAUGCAUCAGUGCAACGAUGAUGAACAGAGUCCACGUUAUGUGACCCCAGGCUUAAACAAUAAUGUUGCUAGCAGUGGUGUUAUUGGCGGUCGACGUUCUACAGAUAAUGCAUCACCCAUACCAAAUGUAGACACUAAACUUAAUCUUACCUCUUCAAUAUCUAGUCAAAAUCUCAUACUGACCUCAACACCAAAGAUCGAACGCGAUGAACGCAAUAAUGUUGGGAAUUUCGCCUGUCUGCCGCCCUCCGCUUUGAAUGCAGUAAGUGGGGCUAUGAGUUCUUUAGUCGCCCAACAGCAGUGCCAUAAUGAUAAGCUCAUAACAACAACCGCUGGUCUUGAGAACCGACGCGAUUUCGACAUGUCCAAAGUUAAUUCAAAAUCAAUACCACUACAUUGUGUUGUAGAAUCAGUGCAUUCCCUACAAGCAUCACUUAAUAUUGAUACACGAAAUCCUUGGAAGCGUCGUCCAGAAACAGAUAGCUAUGUUAUUGUGGCAGCAGCAACGCCAUGGUCUGAGAUAGUGCAAACUGCUCUGCAACGUUUGGGUUAUUCUCAGGAAACAGCGAAUACAGCAAGAGGUUCAUUAAUUAUAAAAAAUUGGAAACCCAUACCGCUUGAACAGAUUUCUGAUAAUCCCACAAUACCUGUUUGUGAUAUCAUUGGUGAAUUGACUUCUGUGGUGACACUACGUAUUGUUAUAUUACGUACCAAAACCUCACCAUUUGGUGAGAUUAAAGAUAAAUUAUUAAAAUUAUUAGUUUUACAAUCACAUGCAGUACUACGAUCCACCGGUUGUCCAUUGGAUGAGUCAAUACUUUCGCAGCUAUGCCGUAUCUCAUAUCAAAACGCGUAUGCAUUUCCUGACAUCUCCGAGGACAUACGAAGAAAAUUUGAACAAUGGUGGUCAAAUCAAUUAUCGCCUCAAGCUGCUAUGACUCCAAAAAUGCUUCCUUUUAUGGCUGUACCACAACCAGUUGCGAACGAUAUGGACUUUAAAGUUGGUUCUGCUGCAGUGGCCGCAGCAGCUGCAGCGGCAGCAGCACAAGCAGGCCUACAUGCGGCAAGUGGCAAUGCAAGUGUAUCCAGUUUAGGUGUACCGACCGGCAUUAAUGCAAGUCAUGAAUCGUUAAUGUUAAAUGAGCAUGGUGGACCAGGAGUGCCCGGAAAUAGUGCAUCGCAUCACCCAGGCAUGUUGGUACAUCCCGCAAUGCACGCUUCUAUGCACCAUCAUCAUCAUCAUUCACAUUCCCAGUAUCCAAAUCAGAAAACACGCAUGCGUACAAGCUUUGAUCCUGAAAUGGAGUUACCAAAACUUCAGAAAUGGUUUCAAGAGAAUCCACAUCCUUCCCGACAACAAAUACAAACUUAUGUAGUACAAUUGAAUGCUUUGGAAUCGCGACGAGGUCGCAAACCAUUGGAUGUGAACAAUGUUGUUUAUUGGUUUAAGAAUGCGCGUGCUGCACAGAAACGUGCUGAAAUGCGUGGCGGUCUGGGAGCUAUUGGUGCUUUAGGUCAUGUAGCUAUGAAUGGAUAUUUGAGUCAACACGGUCAAUUGAGUCAAAAUUCAGGCAGUAGUGCUGGUAGCAUAACUGGCAGUCAACAGCUGAGUGGUGUUGGUAUGCCGUUGGCACAUGACUAUCUCAAAAGUCCUUUGAGUUUAAAAUCGGAAGAUAUAGAUACAAUGUCACAACACUCAGAUGACAUGGAUGAAGAUACAAGUCGCCCAUGCUCCCCACAAUUGCCACUAUCAUUGACAACACAUGAACGUAAUCGCAACUCACCCACAAAUAAUGAUGAACAUUGCGCUGAAAGUCGUCGCACAAGCUCCUCGAAAGAUGAGAAUGAUACACAUAACUUAAUUAAUGGUACGCCACUACAAAUGGAGCGAUCAUGCUCGCGUGACUACAAUGAAGAGGAUACUGUAAAACGUGAAAAAGAUAUUGAUGAGAAUAUUGAAAGCAAUAAAAGUGAUACAGUAACCACACCAAAUGAUGUGCAACAGAACGAAACUGAAACUAACAAUAACUCAACCAAUUCCAAUAACAAUAAUAACAGCAAUCCUAGUAACGAACAGGUAGAACAAGAUUUAGCUGAGAACUCAUCACCGAAGCAUAUAACAACUAAAGAGGAAGAUGACUAUCUUGAUAUGGAUGAAGAUGAUGAGGAUAAUGAAAAUGAUACCAGUCAAUUGGAUGAUUUUCGUUCACCUUCACCGGAUAUGACGAACUCAAUGGCAGAUCGUAAGGAUUUACAAUUUCCGAUGGUACCCAACUCUAUGUUCUCACAAUCGUUCAUGUAUAUGAGUCAUUACAUGCCUGGUUUUGGUCAAGCAGCUGCCGGCCAUCCACAUACACAUCAUGCCAUUGCGGCUGCAGCUGGUAUGCAACAGAGUCCUUUAAUGAGUCAUAGUGGCUUAAAUUUAUCUAGCCUAUCAAAUGAAGAACGUCGUAAACGUAAUCGCACGUUUAUCGAUCCAGUUACAGAGGUACCAAAACUGGAACAGUGGUUCGCUAUGAAUACACAUCCAUCACACAAUUUAAUACUGAAAUAUACAGAAGAUUUGAACACGAUGCCAUAUAGGCAAAAGUUUCCACGGUUAGAAAGCAAAAAUGUGCAAUUCUGGUUCAAGAAUCGUCGUGCUAAGUGUAAGCGCCUCAAGAUGUCGCUGUACGAUAACUCACAAUUUCCCGCUUUGAACUCAUUCGUGCACAAAUACGAUGAACGUGAUUGAAAUAUGCUGGAUAUGGACUGUUCGUUCUUAACUGAAAGCCAUAAUAAGAUAUCUAUAUAAAUGUUAUUUAUUAAUUCGACUUCUGCAACUUAUAUGACAUUCUUCAAAAAACUACUA